UCGAUAUUUUCAUCAAGUUACAAUAUUAUUUAUUUUUGUUAGGAAAAUGACUGAUUAAACUAUGUUUUUGUAGUAAUAAAUGGAACAUCAAUCUGAAAUGGGGGCCUACGGGGAAAAUCCGAAUGUUCAAAACAGUGGGAAUUACAUUACAAUCAUCCCCGUAGAUUAUUCGCGUCGUGGUUAUCCUAUGCAAGCAGAGUAUCAAUACAAUGAAUUUAGGUCGCGGGAAGAGUAUUACAGCGUUCAAAGCCAGAAAUUGCAGGCAGAAGUCAAUGCACACUUAUAUUCAGUGUCCCAAAGGCUGCCGCACCUCACAUACAGCCCCCUGGGACGGCACAACGAGUGGGACAAGCAUGACCCGCACAAACCCUUGCCAGACUCCAAAGAGAGCAAUAGCUCGGACUCGUUGGAGAAAAGUGUUAUGGGGUCAAACCUCAGCAGCUGCUCUAACCAGACGGGUUCCAGCAGCAUCGCUGCUGGCUCCUUCAGCACAACAGAGCCCAUCACGAGUGGCGGCAGUUCGUCCAGUGCUAUAUCCCCGCCUUUGCCUGGGUCAUCAGGCAGCACAGCCUCUUCGUCCAGCGUGACCUCAAACCCUGUGACAUGCGUGUACCUCAUGUCCAAAACCGCCAUAAUGAUAGAGAUGAGCUCAGAGGAAGUUCCCUCAUGCGUGACGGCUUCCAGGUUCCUCAAUGCAACCCUGGCUACUGAGGAACUAGGUCUGACGCAGCCCAGCGCAAGGAGUCUGGCAGCGAACGUCUUUGCUUUGUGGAUGUGCAGUCCAUUGUUGGAAAUCCAGCUCAAGCCGCACCACUGCCCAUGGAAAAUCUGGGCGAGCUGGCAGAAGUUGUUACAACGGUACGGACACGGCUCGGAGACGCGGAAGGCGCGCGACCAGCCCGUCUUGAGGCUGCAGAGGAACGUGUUCUUUCCGAAGCACUUAGAAGAGGGCAUCAAGUGA
This is a messenger RNA of Ostrinia furnacalis (Asian corn borer), 961 nucleotides long. RefSeq names its product FERM domain-containing protein 8 Bili (gene Bili). The transcript has 5 exons. Gene Ontology annotation, cellular component: plasma membrane. Gene Ontology annotation, biological process: negative regulation of canonical Wnt signaling pathway. Bases 80 to 961 code for a protein of 293 amino acids. NCBI's taxonomy places the organism in Eukaryota, Metazoa, Arthropoda, Insecta, Lepidoptera, Crambidae. The record is from RefSeq and is a predicted model, not a curated record.